Molecule: messenger RNA, 1502 nt
Organism: Colias croceus (clouded yellow)
Lineage: Eukaryota; Metazoa; Arthropoda; Insecta; Lepidoptera; Pieridae
Gene: daw
Product: inhibin beta B chain
Exons: 5
Coding region: 239-1318 (359 amino acids)
Biological process (GO): SMAD protein signal transduction; BMP signaling pathway
Cellular component (GO): extracellular region
Molecular function (GO): growth factor activity; cytokine activity
Source: RefSeq, a predicted model, not a curated record
CAAAUUUAACCCCAAAAUAAUAUUUCCCAAACUCUGCCAAUUUUUCAAUAAAUCAAUUUCUAAUAUAAUAUAGAUGGUAAAGUGACAACCCUACUACACCUGUACUUACCAGCAACCGUACCGUGUGAAAAGGGGCUUAGUUUUUACAUGAGAAAAUUCGCGCCAUAUAACCGCGGGGUUGACAGCAAGCACAUCAUUCAGUUGCGAUCCAACGUCCGACGCGAACGUAUCUCCUACAAUGUAUACGCGAGUGGUCGUGUUCUUCAUGCUUCUUAGCGUAAAUAUUACGUGCUGGGGGGAGACGGGUGCUUGCGCGAAUUGUGCUAACGGUGACCUGAGUGUCGCAGAGCUGACGGAGGCGAGGAUACAGUUCGUUAAGCAGCAGAUCUUGAAGAAGCUGCGGCUUAGUAAGAAGCCAGCGGUAGCCGUGCCGGUCAACAGUCUUCCAAUGCCGGUCGCACAGGGCCAGACGCUGAGCCACGGGACGGAUAAACCGCCCGAGUUUGAUGAUUAUUAUGGCAGGACGGAACAGAAGAUUAUUUUCCCUGUUGAAGGUGAAUGUCUAACGUCCGGUCGGUAUCCCUUCAUCUGUCUGCAGUUUGAGCUGCCUCCAGAUGUGGAACCCGAAGAAGUUACGGUUGUUGAACUGUGGUUUUAUAAGGAGCGGGAUCCCCUCGACGAAUACAACCAGACCUUCGUGAUAUCAGAAGCAGCCCACUGGGACAGCCAGCAACAGUUCAAGAAGACCAAGCCGAUCGCUAUCAAGGAGACAGACACUGGGGAAGGCUGGGUGCGGGUCGAACUCGCCUGGGCCGUGAGGGUCUGGCUCGAAGGACGGGAGAGACUGCAUACGCUACACGUGGCUUGUAGAACUUGUCAGCUUCGCCGCGCACCCCUUUCCUUCCACGAAAAGCACCGACCCUUCCUAGUACUUUAUACCAAAUACGCUGGAAAGCGACGCCGCGGGCGAGCACUAGAGUGUGGGGCAACCACUAGUGAAUGCUGCAGAGAGCCCUUGUAUGUUAGCUUCAAGGAUCUGGGAUGGGAUGACUGGAUCAUCAGACCCGCGGGAUACCAUGCGUACUUCUGUAAGGGGACUUGUAUGCCGAUCUCUGCUGUGACGAGGUCGGAUAGCUAUCAUCAUAAUAUUAUACGGAAAUACUUCUACUCAGUAUCAAAUGAACGAAAAACGGAAUUCAAGCCGUGCUGUGCGCCCACUACGUUCAGUUCCUUACAAUUACUGUAUAUGGAUUCAAAUAAUACGGUUACGCAAAAAACAUUACCAAAUAUGGUAGUAGAAACCUGUGGCUGUAUGUAAGUCUGUUCCUUCAAACACUAGGAAUUGUAAUAUUGAAUUUGUUGUCGUAUUCACUGAGAAUAAAUGGAGUAAAAAGUACGCUACGAAUCAGUUAAAUUUGAAAAGUUUCAUUAGCAGAAUUAUAAAUAAGUGUGAUUUAAAUUAUUUCGAAUUUAAUAAAAGUAAUUAUUAGUGUAAUUUUUAG